Molecule: messenger RNA, 1885 nt
Organism: Solea solea (common sole)
Lineage: Eukaryota; Metazoa; Chordata; Actinopteri; Pleuronectiformes; Soleidae
Gene: cpn1
Product: carboxypeptidase N, polypeptide 1
Exons: 10
Coding region: 29-1483 (484 amino acids)
Biological process (GO): proteolysis
Molecular function (GO): zinc ion binding; metallocarboxypeptidase activity
Source: RefSeq, a predicted model, not a curated record
GGCGAGAAAAAAAGCACACUCCACAUUAAUGGGCAACGGAAAAACAAAUGAAUGCUGUUUUGACCAGUCAUUUACCUCCACCAGAUGUCGUUAUCUUACAAUAAGUCGUCUUCAAGCAUUUGAAUGCAGAGGGACCAUGCAGCAGCGGGGGGCUCUCUCCUGGCUUGGCUCCGUCCUGCUGGGGCUGAUGGGGCUCCUGGUGUCCGGCUCGGACUUCCAGCAUCACCGGUAUGAGGAGAUGGUGCGAGCCCUGUUUGCAGUACACAACGAGUGUCCCUACAUCACUCGCAUCUACAGCAUCGGGCGCAGCGUGGAGGGACGACAGCUCUACGUGCUGGAGUUCAGCGAUAACCCGGGCAUCCAUGAGGCAUUGGAGCCCGAGUUCAAGUACGUGGGCAACAUGCACGGCAACGAAGUGCUCGGCCGUGAGCUGCUCAUCAAGCUCUCCCAGUUUAUGUGUGAGGAGUAUCGCGCCGGAAACCAGCGGAUCAUGAGGCUGAUCCACGACACGCGCAUCCACAUCCUGCCCUCCAUGAACCCCGAUGGCUACGAAGUGGCUGCCCAACAGGGUCCAGAGUUCAAUGGCUACCUGGUGGGCCGAGGGAACGCCAGAGACAUCGAUCUGAACAGGAACUUUCCAGACCUGAACGGGCUCAUGUAUUACUAUGAGAAAAGCAAGGGGAAAAACCACCACCUGCCCCUGCCGGACAACUGGGAGCAGCAGGUUGAACCAGAGACAUUGGCAGUCAUAAAAUGGAUGCAGAACUACAACUUUGUCCUGUCGGCCAACCUCCACGGAGGAGCCGUGGUGGCCAAUUAUCCCUUCGACAAGUCGAGAGACGCGCGCAUACGAGGGAGAACCAUUCACGCUGCCACGGCAGACGACAAGCUCUUCAGACAGUUGGCAAGGACCUACUCGUACGCCCACAGCUGGAUGCACAAGGGCUGGAACUGUGGGGACUUCUUUGAUGAGGGCAUCACCAAUGGGGCCAGCUGGUACUCUCUGUCCAAAGGCAUGCAGGACUUUAACUACCUGUACUCCAACUGUUUUGAGAUCACCCUGGAGCUGAGCUGCGAUAAGUUCCCUGCAGCGUCGGCGCUGCCCAGGGAAUGGCUGGGCAAUCGAGAAGCUCUGGUUUCAUACAUGGAAGAGGUGCAUCAUGGGAUAAAAGGCUUGGUGUACGACGAGAACAACAAUCCCAUCAAGAACGCUGAGGUCUCAGUAUUGGGCGUCCAUCAUGAUGUGACCACUGGAGUGGAUGGCGACUAUUUCAGACUCCUGUUACCAGGCACCUACACUGUUACAGCAUCGGCCCCGGGUUACCUCCCCUCCACCAGCACUGUCACAGUGGGACCAGCUGAGGCCAUACAGUUUCAUUUUUACUUGAAAACGGCACCAAAGCAGCACAUCAAAGGCAAGCCCCACAACAGCAAGAAGUACCCGUCGUCUUCUAAGGCCUCUUUAAAGCCCGGCCCCAGAUGAGGCGUUGACUUUGAUUUGCAGUAGCCUCCACACACACACACACACACACACACACACACACACGUACUAUACACCAUCAGUCCCACAUGCUGUAAAGAAACAUGCUCACACUCACACACAAGUUGCAUAUCAUCUAUUGGAAAUGAUAAAUCACCAUAAUACGUGUAUGUAAUUUGACCCUUGUAGUCCAAUGAUUAUGUAUUUCAAAACUGUUUUGUUGAAUAAAUAUACACUGUGUGUCUUUAUGAUAAGGAUUUGUUGCAAACCUGGUGUAUUUAUGGAACAGCAAGGAUUUGUAUGAAUACACUUAUUCUGUAUAUGUAAAGGACUUUUCUCAAUUUUGAUUUCUAUAAUUUGAUGAAAGUUGAAAGUGAAAAUAAAAGACUGUUUUGGUGUCUUAAA